GCGACAUCAUUGUGUGAGCAGAUCGCGAGUAGAGAAGUUGCAAAAGUUAAUUGACUUUAUCAUCAUCCUGUGCUAAUAAAGUGCUGAAAAGAGGAGAAGGUGUGAAUAACCGAAAACGUGCAACAGCAUUGCUAAUUAAGCAUUGGUGCUUAGAAGUUAAACAUUGCGGAACGGAGGUGGCAUACAAACUGGAGAAACUAGUCCGAAUUGAGAAUACAAGAUGGAAUCCUCACACCGCCAAAAGCAGAUUGAGCCAAAAUUCUUCGGUCUGCGUGGACGAACAACAAGCAGGACCUUCGACUAGAAAUGUAUCUUCGAGUUCACCGAGGUAUAUUCGUAUGGAUUCAACUGAGGAAUCUUCCCUUUCAAAAAUGUUUACAUGGAGUGGAAGUCUGACAAACCAUGGUUUCGCAUAUGAGAAAGACCUUGCUUUUACAUUAUUCGUGGCUGCAUCUCUCGAAGAUCGUCGGUUCCGCCUGGCAACGGAAAUGAAGGAGGCCGGUAAGUUUGAUGACGUUGUGCUGAUUUUGGACGAUCGGAAGGAAGUAUGGUUCUUUCAAGCCAAACACAGUCAGUCAUCGAAUGCCAAAAUUGAGUACGAAGAGUUUUUCCCUUCAAGCCUUGAUGAAAACACUCAAUUCUCCCUACCAAUGUACAUCCAAUCGUUUUUGAAUGUUUCCAAACGAAGUGAGCACAGGAACUACACCAAGCGAUUUAUUAUCUUUACCAAUAAAUCGAUUGACAAAAAUACUACACAAGAGCUGAGAAAGCUUAUGGAUAUAAAAAGCUGUGCUUCGAAUGAGCCACUGGAAAAUAAGGUAUUCAUCAGAACAACUGAAAAAUAUGUACCCAAAGCCGACCAAAUUCAGGCCUUACUGAUAAAGGUAAACAAAUUACCUGUUGCCAUUAAAGAUGCUAUAAUCGAACUUCAGAAAUCUGGAACAGUAAAAAGUAUCUUACGAAAAUACACCACUCCUUUACGAUCCAUAUUGAAGAUAGAUAGCUCCGUACGCUUUUCAGAAACAUUUACAGGAAAUGAGGAUGAAAUCAAUCAACGAUGGUUAUGGCACGAGCUUCAAACACAUUAUAUUACCCAGGACGAAACGACUAAACGCCUAUCAGAGGUGAUUUUCUGCAAGAAGGUAGACAAACGCUUAUUGCAAAACAAAUCCGGCGAAACAAGUUUUCCUCGGUUUAUCGAAGAGUCUGAUUUGAGAAGCUUUUUUGAAUGCCUUGUAAUAUGCACCGACCAGCCUGACAAACUCUCCCUGAUGAGAGAUAACAUUACAAAAUCGGUUGUAGAGAAGUGGGUAUACGAGAAGGACCGUAGCGUGGUUAGUGAUAGAAUAAAAUUUAAUGUAAUAUUUGAAAAGGAAUUUGAAAAUUGGCACAUGGUUACAAAUCGGAAAGGAGAUCAGAAACCUUUUUUGAGCAGCUCCGAAGGAAACAAUUGUGUUUGCAUGGCUAAAGCCGAAGUGCGCAAGAGUUUACAAAAGAUUACAGAAUCAGAUUUCUGUAAUUAUGUGGCACGUAAGCUAGUUUCACAAAAUAGACUGAAAGAACACACAGAAAAGGAAUUUAUUUCAAUUCUAGGGCAAUCGUCCGGUAAGAACAAGUAUCACAUAUUGGUAGGUGAACCAGGUAUGGGAAAAACAACUUUCAUAAAAAAAAUCACUCAUCGACUACAGGCUGAUUUGAACAAUCACGUAUAUCUGAUUUGUUUGAAUACACUUGAGUUUGAAAAUUAUAAGGCAGGGAACGAUGUAUUCACACUUAUGAAAUCCUCUCCUUUUUCAAUAUCAAUCCAAAAGUUUAUUCAAAAUAGUUUGGAAAAUUACCCAAACCAAUGUUUCAUUCUACUAGACGGUUUCGAUGAGAUUGAUGAACUAUAUCAGGGCGCAGCUAUCAAACUUAUCAAAGAAACGUUCUGCAAAAAUAAUAUUCGGGUUUUCAUAAGUGGCAGAAAUCACGUGAAAGGAACACUCGAGAAAGAAUUGCAAGUUGAGGCAUUAAAUCUUGUUCCAUUAGUUGAGGAUGAGCAGCUGCUGUUUUUGAGAAACUACUGGGACAUCAGUUCUGAAAUCAGUCAGAAUGAUUCCGAACGAUUUAAAAAAUUUGCGAAACGUUUGCUCGAGCUUCUGCAUGACCGUAUUCAAUCUGAAUAUUUCAACUUUACUGGUCUACCUCUAAUGGUUCGAAUGCUUGCAGAAGUCAACAAAGAAAAAUUUGAGCAAUACUGGAGGUCAACAAAUGACCAAAUGAACGAAAUAUUAGAUUUGGAAAACGGAUUCAGUGUAUUGCGUUUGUAUGAAAAUUUCGUCAACAUAUCGUUCAAUAUAUUUGUUAAGAAAAUAAAGAACGAAGAAGGUUACGCAUCAGUUGAUUUGAAAAUUAAGAAAUUUUUCAAAGACAAUUUGGAUAAAUUUUAUCGUGCCCAUCAGAUUAUUGCUAUUGCACAAUUAAAAGUUUCUGAAUUACGUAAAACAUUGAGCAAUAACGAUUCUGCAACAAUUCUGGAAAACAUGCAACAAAUCUUGUACGACGGAGAAAAGUCACUAUUAAUCAAUGUUUCGAACAAGAAUCAGCUAAAAUUCACUCACUUAUCGUAUGCUGAAUAUUUCCUUUCGAAAUUUUUGUAUGAUCAUGUGUUAGAUUGGAAAGCGAUCUUGUUAAAUGUUUUGAAAAAACAUAAAGUAGUUCGAGCCUUUUUCUUUUCGAUGAUUGAGGAAAAUUGGGAUAACAGUAAAUUGCAAAUGGACACAAUUAUCAAUAUUUGUCGAAAAACCCCCUACACUAUGUAUUUAACCUGUUCUGAAGGCUACGAGCUAAUUUUAAAAGAGCUACUGAACCACCAUAAGGCCAAGCAACUGUUUGGUAAAAGUUGGCGAAGCAAUAAAUCCACACUUCUGCAUGCUGCUGUUAAAUCCAGGAAAGAAAACAUUCUAAAGUUAGUUCUCUGUGAUCACCAAUUUGGCGAUUGUACUUACCACGGAGCAAUCAAUAACAAAACGGAACUAUACGAAUCUGAAAUAGACAUAAAUACCCCAGAUUCAGAGGGAGCUUUACCAAUUCAUUACGCUGUAUCUGAUGGGAACGAACCGUUAGUGAAGAUGCUUGCGCAGCAUGGUGCUGACAUCAAUGCUCAAGACUUUAAAGGAAAUACUCCUAUACAUGAAGCUGCCAAAACGGGGGAUGCGGGAAUAUGCAAGCUGUUAAUCGAAAAAUACUUAGCAGAUUACGAAAUUGCCAAUGCAGACGGACAAACUGUUAUUCAUUUGGCGGCCAGAGGAGGUAAAAUGGAAAUUGUACAGAUGCUUGUAGGUGACUAUGCGGCUGAUGUCAAUGCGCAAGAUAUCGAUGGAAAUACUCCUCUCCUUCUUGCUGCCAAAAAUCGUGAGUGGGAGAUCGUCAAGAUGUUGAUUGACAAAGAUUCCAAAUAUUCUGCAGACUACAAAAUUGCCAAUAAUGACGGACAAACUCUUAUUCAUUUGGCGGCCAAAAGAGGUAACAUGGAAAUUGUACAGAUGCUUAAAGAUGGCUAUGCACCUGAUAUCAAUGCGCAAGACAACAAUGGAAAUACUUCUCUUCUUCUUGCUGCCAAAUUUAGGAAGUGGGAGAUGGUGAAGAUAUUGAUUGACAAAGAUUACAAAAAUUCUGCAAACUACAAAAUUGCCAAUAAUAACGGACUAACUCUUAUUCAUUUGGCAGCAGAAAAAGGUAAUAAGAAAAUUGUACAGAUGCUUAUAGAUGACUAUGCAGCUGAUGUCAAUGUGCAAGAUAACGAUGGAAAUACUCCUCUCCUCCUUGCCGCCCAUAAUUGUAAGUGGGAGAUGGUCAAGAUGUUGAUUGACAAAGCUGCAGACUACAAAAUUGCCAAUAAAGUCGGACAAACUCCUAUGCAUGUGGUGGCCAUUUAUGGUAAUAUGGAAAUUAUGAAGAUACUUGUAGAUGUAUAUGCGGCAGACGUAAAUGUGCAAGACAACAUUGGAAAUACGCCUCUUUAUCAUGCUGCAUAUUAUAAUAGGUGGGAGAUGGUCAAGAUGUUGAUUGACAAAGAUUCCAAAUAUUCUGCAGACUAUAAAAUUGCCAAUAAAAGAGGACAAACUCUUAUUCAUUUGGCAGUAGAAGAAGAUAAAAUGGAAAUUGUACAGAUGCUUAUAGAUGACUAUGCAGCUGAUGUCAAUGCGCAAGAUAACGAUGGAAAUACUCCUCUCCUUGCUGCCAAAAAUCGUAUGUGGGAGAUCGUCAAGAUGUUGAUUGACAAAGAUUCCACAUAUUCUGCAGACUACAAAGUUGCCAAAAAAACAGGACGAACUCUUAUUCAUUUUGCGGCCAAAAGAGGCAAUAAGGUAAUUGUACAGGUGCUUAUAGAUGCCUAUGCAGCUGAUGUCAAUGCGCAAGACAACAAUGGAAAUACACCUCUUCUUCUUGCUGCCGGAUAUGGUAAGCUGGAUAUGGUCAAGAUGUUGAUUGGCAAAGAUUCCAAAUAUUCUGCAGACUACAAAAUUGCCAAUGCAGACGGACAAACUCUUAUACAUUUGGCGGCCAUAGGAGGUAAUAUGGAAAUUGUACAGAUGCUUAUAGACGACUAUACGGCUGAUGUCAAUGUGCAAGAUAACAAUGGAAAUACUCCUCUCCUUCUUGCCGCCUCUAAUUGUAAGUGGGAGAUGGUCAAGAUGUUGAUUGACAAAGAUUCCAAAUAUUCUGCAGACUACAAAAUUGCCAAUAAAAAAGGACAAACUCUUAUUCAUUUUGCGGCCAAAAGAGGCAAUAAGGUAAUUGUACAGGUGCUUAUAGAUGCCUAUGCAGCUGAUGUCAAUGCGCAAGACAACAAUGGAAAUACACCUCUUCUUCUUGCUGCCGGAUAUGGUAAGCUGGAUAUGGUCAAGAUGUUGAUUGGCAAAGAUUCCAAAUAUUCUGCAGACUACAAAAUUGCCAAUGCAGACGGACAAACUCUUAUACAUUUGGCGGCCAUAGGAGGUAAUAUGGAAAUUGUACAGAUGCUUAUAGACGACUAUACGGCUGAUGUCAAUGUGCAAGAUAACAAUGGAAAUACUCCUCUCCUUCUUGCCGCCUCUAAUUGUAAGUGGGAGAUGGUCAAGAUGUUGAUUGACAAAGAUUCCAAAUAUUCUGCAGACUACAAAAUUGCCAAUAAAAAAGGACAAACUCUUAUUCAUUUUGCGGCCAAAAGAGAUAAUAUGGAAAUUGUACAGAUGCUUAUAGAUGACUAUGCAGCUGAUGUCAAUGCGCAAGAUAACUAUGGAAAUACACCUCUCCUUCUUGCCGCCUCUAAUUGUAAGUGGGAGAUGGUCAAGAUGUUGAUUGACAAAGAUUUCAAAUAUUCUGCAGACUACAAAAUUGCCAAUAAAAAAGGACAAACUCUUAUUCAUUUUGCGGCCAAAAGAGAUAAUAUGGAAAUUGUACAGAUGCUUAUAGAUGACUAUGCAGCUGAUGUCAAUGCGCAAGAUAACUAUGGAAAUACACCUCUCCUUCUUGCCGCCUCUAAUUGUAAGUGGGAGAUGGUCAAGAUGUUGAUUGACAAAGAUUCCAAAUAUUCUGCAGACUACAAAAUUGCCAAUAAAAAAGGACAAACUCUUAUUCAUUUGGCAGCAGAAGAAGGUAAAAUGGAAAUUGUACAGAUGCUUAUAGAUGACUAUGCAGCUGGUGUCAAUGCGCAAGACAACGAUGGAAAUACUCCUCUCCUUCUCGCCGCAAAAAAAUAUCAGUGGAAGAUGGUCAAGAUGUUGAUUGACAAAGAUUACAAAAUAUUUGCAGACUACAAAAUUGCCAAUAAAGCCGGACAAACUCUUAUUCAUUUGGUGGCCGAAGGAGGUAAUAUGGAAAUUGUGAAUAUGCUUAGAGAUGACUGUGCAGCUGGUGUCAAUGUACAGGACAACGAUGGAAAUACUCCUCUUCAUUAUGCAGCCGAGAAUAGCAUGUGGAAAAUGGUCAACAUUUUAAUCAUGUUUCACGAUGCAAACUUCAAUGCUACUAACAAGAGCGGCCAAACUCCUUUUCACAUAGCUGCCUUGAAGGGCCAGUGGCAUGUUGUGAAAAUACUUCUUGCCGAUUAUGCAUUAGAUGUCAACACUCCGAACGGAUCCGGACGCACUCUUCUGCAUUUGGCUGCUGAAAAUAACAACUUGGAAGCUGUGAAGAUGCUCAUACAUGACCAUUCGGCAGAUAUCGAUUGCCUUGACAGUGAAGGGCGUACCCCCUUUCAGGUGGCUACCGAGAGGGGCCACAAAGAAGUUGUGGACGAGCUGGUCAAAGUCCAAAAUGCUGAAUUUCCGAUAAAUUUAAAAAAAAGAAAAAUUCCACAGACAGAAGACCCACGAAAAAAACGAAAAAGUUAAAACAAAGGAAAUAAUAAGGCUAUAAAAAUGUAGUUCCUUCCCUCUUUGAUAAAACAGGCUCAUUCAUUGCUGUCUAAAAAGGGCUGAAAUUACGAUUAGACCAUAUUUGUUUUGACCACCUGAAAGCUCACACUCUGUCGCAAGCAGUGGGGUGACAUGGCUGUCAAACUCGGUACAUCGCCGCUCCACCCAACAUCAUUUUUGGUACGGCGCGUUUUGGUACCCACUUUCUGGUCGGUUUACCCUAACUUGCUCCUGAUUUUCGGGUGUGUGGCUCGUGUGUUGCUAGUGCUUAUUUCAGAAAUUACACAUUUCAAACGAGAACGUUGUUUUUGAUGAUAGUUCCUCUUUCCUUAUCACUUUGCACGAUAUUAUAUGUAGCAGCGAAGCAGUGUCGAUGUUUCCAGCGCAUUUUUUCCAUGAAUUAAGCAAUCAAAAUAAAAAUAUUGGACGCCAUGUUGAAUUGGAUGCUGGGUAGAUGAUUCGGGCCCUUCGUCAUCCCCCUGGUCGCAAGCGACACGUUUGAUAUGUCAUCAACGAUUCAAAGGAUCACUGAAACAUGGUUGUCUGGGUGUACAAUGUACAUGCAAAUACGUACACCGGAGCUGUACCGCUGUACAAUCUUACACACACUCAUUCAUGAUGUUUUUCGCUGAAUUCGUUCGUGGCGCUAGUGUGUGUUGAAGUUUGAGUAUAUGGAGCAAAAGGGUAGAUACCUGUCUUGUUAUUAGCCGUCUUCGCUUCUAUCGAAAACUUGUUUCUCGAAAAGGCUAUAUGUUCACUUAAUAAGUAUAGCCUUUCGAUAUUAUUUAGUGCACGGAAACGGCAAAAAAAAACUUAAAAAUGUAAAAAAUACAUAGUGGUUCAAAGAACGGUGCUUUACGGAUGAAAUAAUAAAACCAUAAGACUAUCUUCAUUUGAAAUUCUCUUCACAUUAUGUGUAACCAUGUGCCAACGAAAUAGUUAAGGAAUUAUUAUGCACAGUUAAAAAGUUAGGUAAGACAUGUCAGGAACGCUAAUAAAACGCAACGUACUUGUAUUGCAACUUUUCAUUGUGUAUGUCAAUAAACAUUUAUUCUCAAUAAA
Molecule: messenger RNA, 7442 nt
Organism: Aedes albopictus (Asian tiger mosquito)
Lineage: Eukaryota; Metazoa; Arthropoda; Insecta; Diptera; Culicidae
Exons: 3
Coding region: 339-6356 (2005 amino acids)
Molecular function (GO): protein binding
Source: RefSeq, a predicted model, not a curated record